Messenger RNA from Cyclocybe aegerita, 759 nucleotides. The record is from the annotation of a GenBank genome assembly. Lineage: Eukaryota; Fungi; Basidiomycota; Agaricomycetes; Agaricales; Hemipholiotaceae.
AUGACAUCUCCAGUCCUCGCCGGCCCUCCAGGCGACUGCUGCCUUCAAGGCGUGAAGCAUUUUGGUGGCGCCAUUGGAAAGACCGUCAUUAUCGCCGACGUUGAGACCUACAUCACCGAGCCUCCAGCGAACACAACGGGGCUGAAGAAAGUCAUCCUCUUCUUUGCCGAUGUCUGGGGCCCGUUCCACAACAGUGCAAAGCUGCUACAGGAUUACUUUGCGUCUCAUGGCUUCACGGUGCUCGGCAUAGAUUACUUCUUCGGCGACCCGAUUUACCUGCACACUGAGGAGGCGGACUUCAACAGGCAGGCAUGGUUCACCAAAUACCGAAAACUCGCCGGAGAUGCGACGCCUAAGUGGAUCAAGGCUGUUAGAGAGAUCUAUGGUGAAGAUGCGAUUUACAGCGCCGUAGGGUAUUGCUUUGGCGGACCCUUUGCGCUCGACAUAGCUACGACAGACGACGUUGUUGCAUCGGCGUUUGCCCAUCCUGCAUUCUUGAACGAGGACCACUUCAGGAAUUUAAAGAAGCCGCUUCUCCUCUCUUGUGCAGAAACCGACCAUACUUUCCCAACCGAAUCCCGUCGUCGAGCCGAGGAUAUCCUGGCCGAGAUCAAAGCAACCUACCACGACCAACUCUUCUCAAGCAUCGUUCAUGGUUUCGCCACCCGUGGCGACCCCGAGGUCGAGAAUAGUCGUUGGGCAAAAGAGGAAUCGGCGAGGAGUAUAAUUGAAUGGUUCAAACGUUUCAGCAAGCAAUGA